AUGGAGACAAGGUCAAAAAAGAAAAAUAAAAAAAAGUUUCGUGAAAAUGGAAGGUUGCAAACGAAGUUUUGCACAAAUAAAAACUGUCCUCGUCUUCGGCAUAAUUUUAUUUCGACCUAUUUUAAACAAGAUUGUAAAGAUACAUAUAUUGAUGAUGAAAGAGAGAAAUGGCACCGUGUUUUUGCAGAAUGGAAUUGUUAUAAUAAAAAAUGCAAAAAUAAAUGGAAAUCCGGUUACGCCUGGAUUUUACUCGAAAAGUAUGAGAACAACAUACCUGCUAUAGAUUUAACAACAGAGGAUUAUUUAAAACAAGAAUGUAAAAGAUGUCAUAAUAAAGUUAAUAAUUUGGCAGACUGGCAUCAUCUUUUGAAAGAUCAAAAGGAGGCGGGUGGCGAGCAUCGCUCAGAUCUUUGCGAGAAGUGCCGAGCAG
Molecule: messenger RNA, 430 nt
Organism: Scutellospora calospora
Lineage: Eukaryota; Fungi; Glomeromycota; Glomeromycetes; Diversisporales; Gigasporaceae
Source: the annotation of a GenBank genome assembly